Penicillium verhagenii is the source of this 354-nucleotide messenger RNA. RefSeq lists its product as uncharacterized. NCBI's taxonomy places the organism in Eukaryota, Fungi, Ascomycota, Eurotiomycetes, Eurotiales, Aspergillaceae. The transcript has a single exon. The record is from RefSeq and is a predicted model, not a curated record. Bases 1 to 354 code for a protein of 117 amino acids.
AUGACACAAAGCUGGAAGUGCGAUCAGUGCGGCCUCCCCGGCGUCCGCUUAGCCAAUGCCUCCAAUGACUCCACUAGCGCUUUCUACAAGUGCAUCCCUUGCAAUCGCUCCUUGGGCUCUUGCCCCUGCACCACACCCGGAUCCAGAACCACCUCAACAUGCCCGUGUGGCGAACGUGAACGCAGUGGCUCCGAAUCACCGGGCCUAGACGUCCCCCGUGGUGUCUCCAUGCUCUCCGAGGCAAGUCUCUACAACCCGGACUCUGGGUUCGAUGAGGACUGGGAGGCCAACUGCAAGCCUGGUUACAUGGUUUCCAGGUUCAAGGCUGCCGGCCACGAACUACUUUGGGCCUGA